UUUGACUACAUAGUACAUGGUACAUGGUAUUAGUAACGCAUAGUUCCCAGGGUGUCCAAAAUCUGAAGAAACCAGGGAAAGAGUCAACUGCGUGUGAGUGACUGCAAAGAGCAAUUAGCGUAACAAAGUGAAGAUGGCGCUAUGGAUGGAAAAGGGUUCAGAGCCUUUAACUGAAAGCGAGAAAGCAGACCUUGAAGCCAUUGCUGCACUCAAAGAGGCUUCUGCCCUUGAACUUAAGGAAAAGGGUAACCAAUAUUUGAAGAUGGGUAAGAAGCAUUACUCAGAUGCCAUUGAUUGCUACACAAGGGCAAUCAAUCAAAAAGCCUUGAGUGACUCUGACACCUCUAUUAUCUUUGCCAAUAGAGCCCAUGUCAAUUUGCUGCUUGGAAAUCUUAGACGUGCUCUCACUGAUGCUCAGGAGGCCCUCAACUUGUGCCCCUCAAAUAUAAAGGCAAUUUAUAGAGCUGCCAAAGCUUCCCUUUCACUAAAUUUGUUGGCUGAAGCACGAGACUAUUGUAAAAGGGGUCUUAAGUUGAACCCCAAUAACGAGGAGUUGAAGAAGCUUGAUCACCAGAUUGAUCUGAAGAUAUCAGAGAAUGAAAAGCAUAAGGCUGAAGUCUCCAAGACUCUUGCAGAGACUAAGGAACUUGUGUCUGCAAUAGAAUAUAGAGGCUUGAAAAUUGGAAAGGCAAUGUAUCGAGAGCUUACUGGAUCAAAGAAACCUAUGUUAGACAAAAAUAAUAUCCUUCAUUGGCCUGUUCUUCUUUUGUACGCGGAGGUUAUGUCCAGUGACUUCAUUGAGGAUUUCUGUGAGACUGACAUGUUUUCGGUUCACCUUGAUAUGAUAUUUGCAGAAGACCAGCCGCUGUCAUGGGAUGUUGAAAACAACUACAGACGAGAAUUUAUUGAAUUGUACUAUGAGGCUGGUUCUGGACUUUGUCUAUCUAAGGAAAAACUUCUUCAUUGUCUAUUGGAGGGAACUGCAGCUUCUCAUGGGGAAAGUGUUGGUGAUGAAGAGAAAGAUGCAGUUGAGGAGUUUAAGCAACACACAGGUUCCCCUAAAUGGAUCAAAGUGAAUGAAAGGAGAACACUCCAUGAUGUUCUCAAAAUGCCUAAUUUCAUCAUUCCUGGGAUCCCAGUCUUCUAUGUUGUUUCGAACCGUUCUAGCUUUUAUGCCAAAUUCAAAGCUGGAAAGUGGGCUCCUCCAAGUAUAUGAAGGAAGCAAGCAGGGUUUAAAGGAUGUUUUGCAAUAGCUAGAUUCAAGAGUUAAUAUCUGAGUCUUGAAGUCUUGAAGAUUGGUCAUGUUGUCAUGAGCUGAUUGCAUCCAAUUCUUCCAACCUUUUGAACUUCUUUUAAAUCAGAGUUACUAAUUACAAUUGUUUGGUAAGUGAAUAUUUCAGGCUGUCCUAGUGCCCCAAUGAUAGUGCUAGAAUAUUAGGAACCUACUUUGAAUGAGUAAAUUCUUUUCUCUUGUAACUUAGUCAGUAAAGAUGUAUAAUUUAAUAUAUAGCUUGUUUUUUGGUACAUGUAUAAUUUUAUACCCUUUGUUAUGGACUU
Abrus precatorius (Indian licorice) is the source of this 1557-nucleotide messenger RNA. Its product is annotated as tetratricopeptide repeat protein 4 homolog. Gene Ontology annotation, molecular function: Hsp90 protein binding. The record is from RefSeq and is a predicted model, not a curated record. The transcript has 8 exons. The coding region runs from base 134 to 1216 and encodes 360 amino acids. NCBI's taxonomy places the organism in Eukaryota, Viridiplantae, Streptophyta, Magnoliopsida, Fabales, Fabaceae.